Messenger RNA from Adelges cooleyi (spruce gall adelgid), 1840 nucleotides. RefSeq lists its product as uncharacterized. The record is from RefSeq and is a predicted model, not a curated record. NCBI's taxonomy places the organism in Eukaryota, Metazoa, Arthropoda, Insecta, Hemiptera, Adelgidae. The transcript has 7 exons. Gene Ontology annotation, biological process: DNA repair. The coding region runs from base 211 to 1788 and encodes 525 amino acids. Gene Ontology annotation, molecular function: ATP-dependent polydeoxyribonucleotide 5'-hydroxyl-kinase activity; polynucleotide 3'-phosphatase activity; double-stranded DNA binding.
UUAUUUUGUAAUUUUUUUUUUCUACUUGAUAACUAGAUCUAGGUAUUAAUAUGAUGACUUAGGAUUUAUUUUUUAAACAAAUAUACCUACUAAACUGUUGGAUCUGACUAUUGAAAAAAAAACAUUACGUUGGUAUUUUGUUACUACACCGUAUCGUAGUAGGUGCCUAUUUGGUUUUGUACGUUUGAGGGAAAACGAACGCGGCUCAUCAUGUCAAAAUCGCCGUGUAGUACAAACAACAAUGUCAACAUUUGUGUUCUAGUGUCGGUGAAGGAUCCGAAACAAAAGCUGGUGUUGCUCGACAAGGAACCGUUGGUUUUAGGCCGAACGCCACAGACCGGAAUACUGGACAGAAGGUUGUCGAAAAAUCAAGUGAAAUUCGAAGCGGACUAUUCGAUGGGACGAGUAGUGGUCGAACAGUUGGGAAACAACAAGUCUGCCGUCAACGAAGAGUCCAUGUUGAAAGGAGAGAAGAGACUCAUCAGUCAUGGCGAUAAAGUGUCGCUGUUGUUCAACAGCGAUUACUGCUAUCAGCUGGAAUUUAUUCCGCCGCCGAAUUACGGCCUUUUCGAUGCCAAGAAGAGAAUAUCCGAAUAUUCCGAAAACUCGAUCUCUCCCAAAAAAAGAAGAACGGCCGCCGCCACCGAAAAAUGGGAAACCAGAGACGGCACGUUGCUAGUGUACAACAGCGACGACUUGGUUCAUAAAUCUAAAGUCGCGGCAUUCGACUUGGACGGAACAAUUAUCGUAACGCAGUCCGGUAAAGUUUUCCCUACCGAUUGCACGGACUGGAAAAUAAACUUUCCCGAAGUCACCAAAACUAUAAGACAACUGGCCGACGACGGCUAUAAAAUUGUGAUAUUCACCAAUCAGGGCGGCAUCGGCACGCUGAAAGUAAAUGAAAAAAUGUUCAGGACUAAAGUGGAAAACAUUGUCGACGUGAUUAAAACACCGGUCCAAGUGUUUGUAUCGACGACCAGUGAUAUAUUUAGGAAACCCACGACCGGCAUGUGGAACAUUUUUGUUUCCGAAUUUAACGGAGAAAUACCAAUCGAUAUGCAAGCAAGCUUCUAUUGCGGAGACGCAGCUGGACGACCGGCUCGAGUGGUAAACAAUAAACAUACGAAAAAGGACCAUUCGUGUUGCGAUCGUUUGUUUGCCAUGAACGUCGGCCUUAAGUUUUACACGCCCGAAGAGUAUUUUUGGAAAAGAUCGGCCGAACAGUACGACAUGCCUCUUUUCAACCCCAAAGACAUAAUGGCCAACGUGAAGUACUCGGAUAAGCAGCAUAAAUUUUUUAGCACUCAUAAAGAGAUAAUUCUAAUGGUCGGCUGUCCCGGCUCGGGUAAGAGUUACUUUGCUUCCAACACGCUGGCGACCCACGACUGUGUGAAAAUAAUUAACCGAGACACGUUGGGUUCGUGGCAGAAGUGUCUCAACGACGCCAGGAAGAGUCUGGAAAUCAGUAAUUUGAGUGUUGUCAUCGACAAUACCAAUCCCGACAGGGAAUCGCGCAAACGUUUCAUAGAUCUGGCCAAAAGUCUGGACAUACCGUGUCGGGUAUUCGAAAUGAACACCUCCAAAGAACACGCCAAACACAAUAACAAGUUCCGAGAGUUGACCGACAAGAAACAUCAAAAAGUAUCGGACGUCGUAAUAAAUAUGUAUUUUGCGAAAUACGAAGCGCCGUCCAAAGAAGAGGGCGUUAAAGAAAUAGUCAAAAUUAAUUUCGUUCCUCAUUUCAAAAACCCAGAGCACGAAAAAUUGUACAAAAUGUAUUUACUGUGAUAAAAUAUGUAACGUGUGUUAGUAUAUUUUUAUUUGAAAAUUGUAUUAUUAU